Lineus longissimus is the source of this 6794-nucleotide messenger RNA. Its product is annotated as CUE domain-containing protein 1-like. NCBI's taxonomy places the organism in Eukaryota, Metazoa, Nemertea, Pilidiophora, Heteronemertea, Lineidae. The transcript is spliced from 8 exons. Gene Ontology annotation, molecular function: ubiquitin binding. The record is from RefSeq and is a predicted model, not a curated record. Bases 237 to 2060 code for a protein of 607 amino acids.
ACGCUUUCUAAUUUUUGACAAUUUCCAUCAUUUUGCUUUGCUGAAAGAGGAGUGGUUCUCCGAGAUUAGAGGCUGAUCUGAUGCCCCAUAUGGCUUGCUGACAUCCGGAAGAUGACGAAGAGACGCUAAACUGUCAGCACAAUUCAAAUGUCUUUAAAAAGAAAGGAGAGUGUGAAGGACUGACCAUGUGGUCUUGACUUUAACAUUUGAUAUUGAAGUUUACGCUUUUGGCAAUCAUGGCAUAUGCGCCUGAUUCAGUGACUAACCCGGACAAUAAGGGUGGGGGUCUGUCAAGGUCUGAACGUAGCCCAAUAUCCACAUCAUCCUCCAACACAACAGAUCCAAAUAAAACGUUGGACUUUAAUCAAGCAAUGGGAGAUUUUAAGAGUAUGUUUCCUGGAAUGGAUGAGGAGAUUAUUGAGGCUGUUCUGAGAGCGAACAAUGGUGCUGUUGAUGCCACGAUUGAUCAGUUGUUGAGCAUGAGCAUGGGUGAUGAAGAGAUGGGAUUGGCAUUGGGUCUCGGAGGGCAAACACACAAACUGCUCCAAGAUAGUAAGCAUGGAUCAAUAAAGAGAAGUGGCAGCAUUGAUGAUGAUGACCUCCCACCAUCUUAUGAACAAGCCACAAAAGGCAUGGAGGAGAACUCGCCAAAACCUGCCCUCCCCGCCAGAAAGAAAAAUGUAAUGUCUGAUCUGUUGCUCCUGAGCCCAACUGACACCUCACCACGACACACUGGACUCAAUAAUAAUGAUUUUGAAGUGUUCAUGCCAUCGCUGAGCCCACCAACGACUCGUGCCCCUCCACCACCAAUCCCACCACCAGCACCUGCUCAGAGUAGUAGGAAAAUGGAUCAGGUUGAUCUGCUGUCGUCUGAUCUUGCGACCUUCAACUUUUCUUUGGCUUCUUCUCAUAACAAUAACAUGAAUGAAGAAACAAUACCAAAGAGGCCAGCGACUCCACCACUACCUCCUCAUCCUCCAAAAAGUGCAUCUCAUAAACAAUCUCGAAGUACCAAAUCUCACUCUGCUGGAAAGUCGAUGCCAUCCAACAGACGACCUUACAGAAAAUGGAAUCCACCACUCCUGGGAACUCUGCCCGAUGACUUUCUACGCUUGGAACCAGUGCCAAAAAUGUCUAGUAAGAGUAGCAUGUCAAGUUUUUUGCACGAAGACAGCUCCAUGGAACACGCCACUCAUCACCCUGUGAUGUUGAGUAGACGAUCAAGCACACCUGUCACAUCAACCAUUGCCCAGCGUACAAGUCCGAACCAGAACUUGAACAGGCCGAAGCGAACACAGUCCUUUGCAUCUUCACGGGCGACGCCUUGCGAUUUAAGUCGCAAUCGGCCAGAACGUUCCAGUGGAAGUUUUAUAUUGAAUCAGGCCCGAGCUGAGCUUAGUCAAACAGUGCUGCGUCAGAAGAUGGCGGUGAAUGAGCAAAGGCGCUCGAGUCUUGCUGCGGAAUUUGACCCUGAACUUGCUCAACAGUUAGAAGACGAGAAGUUGGCCUUAGCUCUGCAGAAUGAAGAGUUUCUCGAGAUAUUACAACAAAAUGAAGACUUCAUGAAGACACUUGAAAGAGAUCGAAUGAAUGCCACUGCCUUUGAGCCAAUGGUGACUAGUGAUUCUGAUGAAGAUCACCAUGAGGGGUACGGGGAGGACAAGACCCAGGAUCCGGUUCAUGCCUUUCCCUUCACUAAGACGGUGGAAAAUGAGAAUGAUCAGAAUGCAGAAUUCAAGAAACAGUUGAGCCAGAUGGGAAAUUCGUCGAGGAAGAAGUACCAGGCGUUAGCGAGAAAAUUCUUCUCAAGAAAACGUAAAACAAAGAGCCCAAAGCAAGUAUUAAAGGAGUCGUCUGCUCCAUCAACCUUGAACCUUCUUGAGGAUAACGAUGAUGACAACUUUGAAGAGGAACUUGAGGCAGCGGUCAGCCUUGAUCGACCGACCUUUGAACCACUGCCUGGCUCACAUCUUGGCAGUGUACCCAGCUACAAGACAGUUCAACGGCCACCGUACCACCCCGACACUGUCAUAACUCACCACACAGAUGACAUGGUAUGACAUGAAAGCAAGUCUUAGUGGAACAUCUCACAAUAUCAGAGGAUUGAUAAUUUAUGUAUUUGUGGAUAUGGGGGCCUACUGUUAACUAUAAUCCUCCCGCUAAGAUCAUCAUUAGUGUGGUCAGAGGUUCUAAUAAUCAAGUUUGUGUAUUUUGUAUUGUACAAAUAUUAAUAAUAUAUACAUACACAUAUUUACUUCAAGGCUGCAGAUAAUUUGCAGUCAUUGUUGUAUCUAUAGCCUGCUUUUAAUGCCAGUGUGUUGAUAUGGAAAAAGUGGCCUAUUUCAGUUCUAAUUCCAAUUCAAAGAAGUGGUUACUCCCGAUAUAAUUGCUUCUUGCAAUUUAUUUACUCACGAUCUUGGCUUAUUGACUCUGUCUGUGGUGUUGUAUAGUAAGCUUCAGAGGUUUUUUCUGCCUAAUAACAUAACACCAUGUGACAUGUUCAGUUCAGAUAUUUGAACAUACAUUUGCCUUACAUACUAUGUAUACAUAAUAUACAGCUUCUGAAGGAACGACCUCUUGCCUCUCUCUUAACCAUGCUUAUCAUUUACUCAAGAGCUAUUCUUUACUGCUUUGUCUACUUACAUGUAGGUAUUAUUCCACAAAAUAAUUGUCUUAUUGAGACAGUACGGGUUAGUCACUUUCAUAUUGCAAUACUUAUUUUGAAUGGACAUUCAAAUAACAGAAGAAUCUUAUGCUAUAUCAUGCCAACUCCUUUAUUCAUGGGUAGGUUUUAUUCCUAAGAAGAAACUUGUUUGUUAUGGUAUGGCCAGAGUGUGUACCAUUUUUUUAAUUUUCUAAAACUCUGCAAACUGAGAAUCAACGAAGAAGUAAGUUGUUUUUAACUGAUAAUGCCUUGAAGAAUAAUCUUGCUGUUCUUUACUGAAGCAUUCUUAUUGCUAUAUCAUCGUUCACUAUCAAUGCAUAUUCAUAAUUAAAGGUAAAUUUGACCCCUAGCUCUUGCCUAUAGUCCUCGUUUAAGAAUAAGAAUUGUUCUGCAGUCAGAUAUGUUGUGUUGUGUAAUAUCUUGUAUACAUGUAGAUGUUCUAAUAUAUUUUCUUACGUCCAGUCCAAGAUAGCUGACACUAGGUUGCUGUCUAUUUAGAUAUCAUUUCAAAUCGUGUUCAUACAAUCAUGCUCAUAUAUCUGAUCAUAUAAAGUUACUGAUCAAAUUGUUUUUGUGUAACCUUUGGUAAUCUAUGUACUGGGCUGCCUACAUGCUCUAAUACAGGAUUUGUCAUUUUUGUUAAAGGCCCAACCACAGUGCCAUAAAUCACAUUUUCUGGACCAUUAAAUUCUGGCUUGGGACAAAUCAGGAAUUGCGUGACAUCACAAUCAACAUGAUGACAUAUCUGAUGUCAUUCGGAGGCGUCCGUGACAUUACACAUCACUUCGGCUGGGAAUAUGUGGUCCUGAAAACAUCUUUUCAAUGCUUCGUCACUGUGUGGUGUGGUUCGGACUUGAAAUUACGAAAAUGACAAGUCUCAUAUUUCAACAUAGUACAAGGUUUUUGCUCCGACAAGUUUAUCUUGGGAAUAUGAAUUGAACCUGUUCAGAUGUCAUGUAGGCAGUUCGCUAUCAGAAGAUUUAUGGGGUGACGUUAUGUAGGCAACUUGGUCACUGUGUUGUGUUCAGACGCUGUACAUGAAGGUCUGAACUGUAUCUAAUCUACAUGUAUGUUGCACCGAUGUACAUGGUUGAGCACUGCAACUGUAAAAUAACUACAUGUAUCAUGACUAAAAUUUGUUUUAUUCAAUUGUUUUUUUUGUAGAUAAUUCACUGUAUAUGGUGCUACAAACUCUUGAAAUGGCGAAGACUUAUCAGGGCAGAGUUUGGAAAAUAGCUUCUUUGUGAUUGCAUGGGGCUUGACUUGCUUCUCCUAAAUCAAGGACUUGGGAAUCUUUUUGAAAAAUUCAUAUAAUGUUCCCCCUCCCCGUAUUCUUGACAGUGUUGCCAGCAGAAAGUUCUGGUCAAGUGAAAGCUCAUCCCAACUUGUACAAAAUGGACGAAGGAGCACUUUUCCAAACCUGUACCUACCUGUUGUUAGUUGAGGAUAUGAUAAGCUUCAGUUUAUUGAGAAUGUAAUGCUGCCAUCUCCAACAAUGAGUCUCCGUUUCAAUUGCUCAACUGCUUUCCCUUAAAAGGCUGGUUCCUGAUUCCCAGUGGCCUACUUGUAAACAAUUGACAAGGAUGCAACAGGCUUUUUUGGAAAAGUGUAAAUCGAGCACUUGCAAUACUGACAUUACUGUUAUCAGGUAUUGUACAUUUUGAUGUGUUAGUCAUAAAUCGAAUCUAGUUUUUCUGGCAAUUUCAGAAAUUCAAGAAUGUUGGAGAUGGUAGUGGUGUAUAUGAUAGUUCAGAUUGCUGUACAGAUAUUAGUCUUAAUUUUCAUCAUGUAGAAAAUGAAAUCUUUGAGAAAAGAAGGAGAUAGGUAUCCCCAUGUUAUUGAUAAUAUACAAAUUGUUCAUAACAGUUGCACAGCUAAUGCAAUUUUUUGUGGGAAUUAUUUCCUUGCUGCUUUUUGCUGGCUAUCAUUGUUAUGCCUUUUCUGUGAAAAUACUGAUGCUGUUCUUGACAAAGCCUGUUGCUUGCAGGGCAGAUUGAAAAUAUUAUAUGGUACCAAAUAUAGUGUCCCAAUAGGAAAGAAAUAAGUUUUCAGGAAUAGCAUGUAGAAUUAGAACAGGUGGCAAUUUCAAGGCUCGCAGGAAAUUUUUAGUCCUGAUGCUAUAGAAGAUGUAAUUAUUUAUUCAAAUCAUGUUCACAAAAUAUUUUAAAAUACAAUCAUUUCAAAAUGAAAUUAUGUUACUACAUAUACUUUGUGUGAAUGUUUUCCCCGAGGUCAACUCAACUAUGUAUAAGUACAAAGCAUAAUAAUUUGGUAUGUUCACAUAUUAAUAAUUAGAUGCCAGUAUUAUCAUUAUGACUGUUUAAUUUGUUUGUAGUAUGAAGGUAAGUGGUAUAUUAUCAUUAUUAAACUCUGCCUAAUAAGAUACCCAUAAUUGGUGGACAUCAAUGUUUUGUAAAGUGAACCCAGCUACGUUUGAAAUCCUUUCGAAAAUGUUCUAAAACUCACGUGCAUGAUAAACUGCUUGUUGUGCUCUGUUUUUUCGAACCAAGUGUUGAUAUAAUCAAGUAAUUUCUGUAUUAUCAUUAACAUACAAUCAUGUACAUGUACAUUGUAAGUUGGCAAUAUAUUUGCCUGUCAUGUGUAUUCGCACGAACAUUUCCAUUAUGAUAUGCUUGUCAGUCAUGUGCAUUUGCAUACCAACAGGGCCGGGAUGCCCUCCCUUUGCAGAUAUCUUCAAUGGCAAAGAAGGGAGUCUUAGUCAUAAUUCUCAGUUAUCUGAAUAAGACCAGUCUGCCCACGGUGAUACCUUGCACCACAACCAGGCCAUGUUUACAGGAACUGUUGCCAUUGAAUGUGUUCCCCUGCUCAUCACCACUUCCUCAAAACAUGGACAUGUCAAAGCCACGUCUCAGUCCUUGAGUUGGAAAAUUGUGAAGUCAGAAAUAACCACAAUAAUCAGUAAAGUGAAAUGUCCUCAAUGGCCUAAUGAAUAAUGUGAAUACUUGUAUCUCUGCAUGUUUGUUUUGCACUAUUAAACGCGAUCUAGCCACACAGCAAUAAUCACUUAAUGUUUCAAGGCUGGUCAGGUUGUGAAGUACUUGAGGUACAUGUAUCUUACCUGAGGUGGUCGGCUCAUCUCAGGCCUGUUGCAGUUUAGAGGGAGUGUUGAUUAGCCAGGUUGAAUAUGUAUCAUGAUUAUCACUACAGUUGUAGUGUGGUCCAUUGGAUUGUUACUUUUCGUUAGAUCUGCUGCCAUAAUGUAUACACAAGGAGACGCACAUUCACAGUUGCUUUCUCUAAUGAGAUUCUAUUAAGUGGUGUUUAGGUUGUCCAGGAACACCCAACUGCUGUAUUGAAUUCCUAAUCCAUAGACACACUUUAAUUGCCUGUUAAGUAAAGAGCAUUGAGAUUAGUCAAUUUUUGUGCGACCCAGGACCUUUCAAAAUCCAACAGAAGCUGAUAGGUAUGUGUAGAGUCUGAGGUUGUUUUAGGAUGUCAUUCAUAAAGUGGGGUUCAUGUAGUGAAUGAAAUGCCACUCACUUUAUCCGUGAGACAAAACUUCGGAUACAUUUGUGGAAAUUAAUUGGGUGGAAAUACACCUACCGGUAAGUAUGAUGACUUUUCAAUUUAACUAUGAUAACUUUUGACUCCUUCCUGUUUACAAACUAAAUGAAUGGCUGCCGAAAUGACUUCUAUAUGCUGUUAAAACAAUAUGUAGCCUGCCAAGAAAUUUCGUCCUUUAGUUUGCUACAAAAGACAUAUGCUCUCAUUUCGCCUCUAAAUUGCCCCUACCUGGGACAGGAAAGUGUCUUGCUGAAGAGAUACACAUAGGUGUUUAGUUCAACAGUUUUGGCAGAAUAUUCUGAGGGGCGUACUCUACCACUUUAAGAAGGCAAAACUGUUCGAACUUACCCUCUUAAUAAACUUUUAGAGCUUAUAAAGAUGAAUGGAUUCUGUGGUUUUAAAGAGGUGAAGGAAGAGUAUGGUAUGUCCUUCAAUCAAUUAUUUGGUUUCUGGAAGUCACAGCUGUUUUAUCAUUUCUCACUUUCCUGCUUAAAUGCUGGUCCAGUUUAUAUGGACACUUGCAGGUCAUGUUGUGGGAGGUUGGCUCACUAGGUGGUAGAAUAUUUUGUGCCAAAAUCCCUUCUUGAACAAUAAAUAUAUUUAA